AUGCUCAUAGUGAUAAGCAAGAACAACAUAGCGGUAGACAAACCUGAAUGGUGUUCUUCAGCUGAAGACAUCUGGGUUUCAUUGACUCUACAAUUCCCUCAUUCUAAGCGCAACAUAAAACUUAACGUAUUCACUGUUUACCUUUGUACCGAAAACAUGGGUGCUUCCUUCUCUGAUCAAGUUGAUAACUUUGUCAGUACUACAUUAAAGUUACUUAUAUCAGCAUAUUCUAAUGACAAAUUUCUCAAUAUAGGUGAUUUUAAUAUUGGUUCUAUUAUCUGGUUUAAUACUUCAACUGGUUCCAAAUCUUGCGGUGCUAAAGGUGAACUUGUGCAAUAUUUCAUUGAAACUUAA
Molecule: messenger RNA, 354 nt
Organism: Parnassius apollo (apollo)
Lineage: Eukaryota; Metazoa; Arthropoda; Insecta; Lepidoptera; Papilionidae
Source: the annotation of a GenBank genome assembly